Molecule: messenger RNA, 961 nt
Organism: Trichomonas vaginalis G3
Lineage: Eukaryota; Parabasalia; Trichomonadida; Trichomonadidae
Exons: 1
Source: RefSeq, a predicted model, not a curated record
AUGGAAAGAACAAGAUAUGCAUAUGAAAAGUACCGUGAAGUUAGAAGUAAAAUUACUUCUGGUCGAACCUUUACAGUUAACUUUGACGAAGGAAAGAACAAAGAAGGCUUCAUGGGUGUACUUGCUGCCAUACAAGAUGGAAAUAAGAAAGGAUACAAUCUCAGACUAACCGUAACAGAUUUAGAUGGUCAUAUUUACUAUGCACAUGGCAAUGUCACAACAGCUGCAAUGCUUCUUGACGCUUUCAAGACUACAAAGAGAGAACAAAUGGUUGACUCCGACUCAGACAUUUUGAAUGCAAUUGAAGGAAUUGUAAGCGUGAAGUUCGAAUGGUACCAACCUAACCCUCAAGCAGUCAGACAACAUGCUGGAUACUUCCCGUUCAUAAAUAAGUCUGACAUUGACUUGACAAGGUAUGGAAUUUACAAUUCAAUUGAAACAAUUGUCAAUGAACCUUGCAUUCUUACAUGUCUCAGGAACUCUGGUCUUGUUUCAGAAGAGAAGAUGAAGUAUCUUGAGUCAUGUGUGAAGACAAGGUACAUUCUCAGAGGUCAAUUGGCAAAAAUUGCACCGUUGGCAAAUGUCAAUAUCCGAGUCAACAUACCUACAGCUAAAGGUUCUUCACAUGACGACUAUGUUGUUGACAAAGACUUACCAUGGUUGAAGAUUGUAAUUGUCCACAACCACUUCAUGUUGAACGAAAGUCUUACAAACCCAUUCUUUGGUAAAAGUAAGUGCAACAUUGUCAGAGCUGUUAACAUUCUUUUCGAGAAAGGUUUGUUGGAACCAAUUCCAGAUGACAAGCUGACAGAAACUUUUGUACCAAAAGACGAAACAAACUUUUCAUUGUUAGCAAGACCAAAAGUUGUUCCAGACAAAGUUCUAGUACAAAAGAAGUACACAAUUCCAAAAGGAGUUGGAUUGUUCGGAUACCAACCUGAACCAGAAGAACUUCCAAUGA